This is a messenger RNA of Echinops telfairi (small Madagascar hedgehog), 3502 nucleotides long. It is a transcript of the gene TSHR, whose product is annotated as thyroid stimulating hormone receptor. Lineage: Eukaryota; Metazoa; Chordata; Mammalia; Afrosoricida; Tenrecidae. Gene Ontology annotation, molecular function: thyroid-stimulating hormone receptor activity. Gene Ontology annotation, cellular component: membrane. Gene Ontology annotation, biological process: G protein-coupled receptor signaling pathway. The transcript is spliced from 10 exons. The record is from RefSeq and is a predicted model, not a curated record. Bases 1 to 2301 code for a protein of 766 amino acids.
AUGCCGAAGCCCCUGCUGCCGCUGCUGCUCCUGCCGCUGGUCCUGGUGGUCCUGGCCCGGAGCCUGGGGGGAAAGGAGUGUCCGUCUCCUCCCUGCGACUGUCACCAAGAGGACCACUUCAGAGUCACCUGCAAGGACAUCUACACCAUCCCCAGCCUUCCGGCCAGUACACAGACUCUGAAACUUACAGAGACUCAUCUGAAAACUAUUCCCAGUCAUGCAUUUUCAAAUCUGCCCAAUAUUUCCAGGAUCUACUUAUCAAUAGACACAACUCUGCAACGUCUGGCAUCUCGUUCCUUCUACAAUCUGAGUAAAAUGACUCACAUAGAGAUUCGGAAUACCAGAAGCUUAACUUACAUAGACCCUGAGGCCCUCAAAGAGCUCCCCCUCCUGAAGUUCCUUGGCAUUUUCAACACUGGACUUAAAGUAUUUCCUGACCUGACCAAAGUGUAUUCCACGGACGUAUUCUUUAUACUUGAAAUCACAGACAAUCCUUACAUGACUUCAAUUCCUGUGAACGCUUUUCGGGGACUGAGCAAUGAAACCUUGACACUGAAACUAUACAACAAUGGCUUCACUUCAAUCCAGGGACAUGCUUUCAAUGGGACAAAGCUGGAUGCUGUUUACCUAAACAAGAAUAAACAUCUGACAAUCAUUGACAAGGAUGCCUUUGGAGGAGUGUACAGUGGACCAACCUUGCUGGAUGUCUCCUAUACCAGUGUCACGGCCCUGCCAUCCAAAGGCCUAGAGCCCCUGAAGGAAUUGAUAGCAAGAAACACUUGGACGUUAAAGAAACUUCCACUUUCCUUGAGUUUCCUGCACCUCACUCGGGCUGACCUUUCUUAUCCCAGUCAUUGCUGCGCUUUUAAGAAUCAGAAGAAAAUCCGAGGGAUCCUUGAGUCCUUAAUGUGCAACGAGAGCAGUAUUCGGAGCCCGCGUCAGAAGAAAUCAGUGAAUGCCUUGAAUGGCCCCUUUUACCAGGAAUACGAGGAGGAUCCAGGUGACAGCAGGGCUGGGUACAAGGAACGCACCAAGCUCCAGGACGCAUCCAGCAACUCCCAUUAUUAUGUCUUCUUUGAGGAACAAGAGGAUGAGAUCAUUGGUUUUGGGCAGGAGCUCAAAAACCCCCAAGAAGAGACCCUACAGGCUUUUGACAGCCAUUACGACUAUAUCGUGUGUGGGGGCAAUGAGGACAUGGUGUGUACCCCCAAGUCAGAUGAGUUCAACCCCUGCGAAGACAUAAUGGGCUACAAGUUCCUGAGAAUCGUGGUGUGGUUUGUGAGUCUGCUGGCCCUUCUGGGCAAUGUCUUUGUUCUCUUCAUCCUCCUCACCAGCCACUACAAAAUGACGGUUCCACGCUUUCUGAUGUGCAACUUGGCCUUUGCUGACUUCUGCAUGGGCAUGUACCUGCUCCUGAUCGCCUCUGUAGACCUCUACACGCACUCCGAGUACUACAACCACGCCAUCGACUGGCAGACAGGCCCCGGGUGCAACACAGCUGGGUUUUUUACCGUCUUCGCCAGUGAGCUGUCAGUGUACACGCUGACGGUCAUCACCCUGGAGCGCUGGUACGCCAUCACCUUUGCCAUGCGCCUGGACCGGAAGCUCCGCCUCCGACACGCAUAUGCCAUCAUGGUUGGGGGCUGGGUUUGCUGCUUCCUGCUUGCCCUGCUACCUUUGGUGGGAAUAAGUAGUUAUGCCAAGGUCAGCAUCUGCCUGCCCAUGGACACUGAGACUCCCCUUGCGCUGGCCUACAUUGUCCUCGUUCUGUUACUCAACAUAGUUGCUUUCAUCAUCGUGUGCUUUUGUUACGUGAAGAUCUACAUGACAGUCCGAAACCCCCAGUACACCCCAGGGGAUCAAGAUACUAAGAUUGCCAAGAGGAUGGCUGUGUUGAUCUUCACGGACUUCAUGUGCAUGGCCCCAAUCUCAUUCUAUGCUCUGUCGGCUCUUAUGAACAAGCCUCUCAUCACGGUGACCAACUCCAAAAUACUGCUGGUUCUCUUCUAUCCACUGAACUCCUGUGCCAAUCCAUUCCUCUAUGCAAUCUUCACCAAGGCCUUCCAGAGGGAUGUCUUCAUCCUGCUCAGCAAGUUUGGCAUCUGUAAACGCCAGGCUCAAGCAUACAGGGGCCAGAGAGUUUCUCCAAAGGACGGCCCUGGUAUUCAGGUCCAAAAGGCUAUCCAGGACAUGAGACAGAGUCUGCCCAACAUGCAGGAUGACUAUGAACUGAUUGAAAACUCCCAUCAAACAAAUAAGCAGAACCAAAUCUCAGAAGAGUAUAAGCAAACAGUUUUGUAGGCUGGCCCUACACGAUGUGCCGUGGUAGGGGACUUAACAAAAGACUGGUUUCUUGAGCGUAUGUGCCAAGGAUGCACACAAUGCAUGGCUGAACCAACCUAACCCGGGGCAGAGAUUUCAGGGGACCAGGGCUCGUCUCUAGAAAGUGACUUGUGUUCAUCUCAUCAUCACCUUGGAGAAGGAAGAUGUGCUACCAACUUACCUGAAGCAUGAUGCUAUCAAAACUGAUGCUCUGGAAGGUUUGUUUAUUGACUACAUUCAGAGAUGACGUCAUGUAAGAUGGUCAGUAAAUAGCAACUGAGCCAUAGCAACAACAAGCUGUUCAGUUUUACACAGCAGUUUACCCUAAGGCUGCCGCAAAUGACAAGUGCUACCAAGUUUGUUGGUGACUGCAAGAUAGCAGAGAGCCCAUCUUGGUUCAGGUCAACGUCAUGAUCCCAAGAGAGUUUGAACUAGCUUGAAACUGAAAAGCCAAACAACACAAUCAGACAUCGAACAAGGAGUAGCUAUUAUGAGACAUGAAGGAAGGGAAGGUCUUAGUUUUGAGUGUUUGUUUUUGUUUUUCUAACUCGUUGAAACGUGUAAUUAUCUCUUCACAAGAAUCUACCUGAAGCGGUCCCGCUAUUAUUUGUUGGCUGGAAAAACAGGCAGGAUUUCAGCUUACGUGGCCUAGAGAACUAAGGAUUGCUCUUCUUGUCUAGACUCAUAGCAUAAAGGACAUGUACUCUAGAGAGUAUUUCUAAGUAGCAAUGAGUGUGAGUUAUGGGCAGAGAGCGCUGAAUAAUCCAUUGAUUAGUGAAGUAGUCUGCCCAUGAGUUAACCACGGGGCCUUGGGCAAAUCAAUCUGUCUCUGGGCGGCAGAAUUCUGUGCAAGUAGAGGGAUUCAAAUGGCUCCUUCCAGUUCUAAUACUCCAUGCCCAUUCAUUUCCCUCAGAACCUAUAACAAUGAGAAAGAAAAGCACUAAGGGAAUUGAAUGUGUUUUUUCCACCUUAUAGGACUUCUUGUUCUCUUUGGAGCCUAGAUGUGAGGAAACAUCACAAAGUUCUGGAGAAAUUGGAAUUUUUCCACAAAUGUUUUGAAGCCCUCAAUAAUUUUUUUUCUGUUGCCUUUUUGGUUAUAAUGUCUGAGCCAAAAAUUCAACUGAGUGACCAUGUUGUCUUGGAUCUGAAUCGCUAGUCAAAUACUAGUUUAUAAACCUAU